UUUCGCGCUGCAUCCUGGGUACAUAACUCCAUGGUGAUGCGGUGUGUCUGUGUAGUGUAGACUGGAAAACCAAAGUAAAGUAAACGGGGGAGGGUCUGCGACAGGGGGGAGCUUUAAGCGAGUUACAAUGCGUCUUUCACGGUGUUGAACGGUCUCCGCGAACAAUGAGCCAACUUCGCUCGUCUCAAAGCGGACCGAGACACUCUUGAGCCCCGAAAGCGAGUCGUUCUUGGCCGGGGAAAGCGAGAAUGAAGAAGCCGAGCGCCCUGCUCCCUGUUGUCGGCGUGACUGGGAAAUGGUAGCGUACUGUCGGAACCGCACUGGGAAGGAACAUGGUCGAGAGGAGCAGCAAAUUCUUGUUGAUCGUCGUCGGAUCCGUGUGUUUCAUGCUGAUUCUCUAUCAGUACGUGGCCCCCGGGGUGAUCAAUUUCGGCUCCCCGCACGGGUAUUUUACGGAGGAGGACGAAGGGGACAUCUUCCCCACUCCGGACCCCCACUACGUGAAGAAAUACUACUUCCCCGUCAGGGACCUGGAGAGGACGAUUGAUUUCCAAAUCAAAGGGGAGGACGUGAUCGUGUUUCUGCACAUCCAGAAGACCGGGGGGACUACGUUCGGCAGGCACCUGGUCCAGAACGUCCGUCUGGAGGUCCCGUGCGACUGCAGACCGGGGCAGAAGAAGUGUACCUGCUACCGGCCGAACCGCAAGGAGACCUGGCUCUUCUCGCGCUUCUCCACGGGCUGGAGCUGCGGACUGCACGCCGACUGGACCGAGCUGACCAACUGUGUGCCGGGCGUCCUCAACAAGAAGGAGAACAAGCAGAAAAACCUGAGGAAGUUCUACUACAUCACUCUUCUGAGGGACCCGGUGUCUCGAUACCUCAGCGAGUGGCGGCACGUGCAGCGAGGGGCCACGUGGAAGACCUCCCUGCACAUGUGCGAUGGCCGGACCCCGACGCCCGAGGAGCUGCCCUCCUGCUACGAGGGCUCCGACUGGUCGGGGUGCACCCUGCAGCAGUUCAUGGACUGUCCGUACAACCUGGCCAACAACAGACAGGUUCGUAUGUUAGCGGACCUGAGCCUCGUCGGCUGCUACAACAUGUCCACGGUCCCAGAGAAGAAGAGGGCCCAGCUUCUCCUGGAAUCGGCCAAGAAGAACCUGCGAGACAUGGCCUUCUUUGGCCUGACAGAGUACCAGAGGAAAACACAGUUCCUGUUUGAACGGACUUUCAGGUUGCGCUUCAUCAGGCCGUUCAUGCAGUACAACAGCACCCGGGCUGCAGGAGUGGACCUGGACAAUGCUACGGUCCAGCGUAUAGAGGAGCUGAAUGAGCUGGACAUGGAAUUGUACGACUACGCCAGAGACCUGUUCCAGCAGCGCUACCAGUACACCAGGCAGCAGGAGCGGCGGCAGCAGCGCAUCAAGAACCACAUGCAGCAGGGCCUGGGCGUCAACCUGUGGCCGUCCGGAGGCCGACAGAGCUCAAUGUCCACACUGGAGGACGGGGAGUUAGAGAGGGAGGAGCGGGAGGAGGCCGAGGAGGGAGGCAGAACGGAGGAGGCGGGCAGCAGGCUCCCCACGGAGGACUACAUAAACCAGAUCAUCAACCGCUGGUAGCAGCAGAACGAAUGCAAACGCACAGACACGCAUAUGUAAUGUGAAAGACAUGCACACAAACACACAGACGUACACGCAAACGGACAACGUGGCUCCUGCAUCAAAGCCCUGAGGGACUGAUAACCAGGACUUUACAGGAGAGUUGAGCUGCAGGGAUGAGAGUCCGAGUGGUUGCUAUGGAGACCCGAGCUUGGUUGAUUGCAUCAGCUCGCAUUAUUUAGGUUUCUCCGGUUGUUGUCCAUCGAGUUCCCCUGCUUUCGCCAUCAUCAUUACUGCCUGAACAGAGGAGACGUGUGAAAAGUUGCUGACAGGAGAGCAUCUCAUUCAAAUCUGCCGCCUCCCCCUCCUUCCGUACGCUCAUGUCCUCACUGGCCUGAUGCGGAGCAUGAGAGAAAUUAAAAUGAAGUCUGUGAAUCCCGCUAAUUCCUGCUGAGGACCUUUCUACUUACGUGGAUGCUCCGAUUUCAAAGGAAUUAGCUAUGAAAGUAUGCAAAUGGCUGAGGUGGACAAAGGAAAUGUUGGGACUGCAUGAGAGACUGACGGGGAGGAGAGUUGGGUUGAAAUGUGUAAUAAAAGCUUUUUAAAAAAAUUGCCAUUUUACCCACGGACACGCUUUGAUCUUGAAACAGGCUCAUUCUCAUUUUAGGAUGAAAUCAAUUGUAUUUUUUUUUUGUGUUUAUGCUUUUUUAAAAGCAGAAUUGUUAUAACACUGAGACCAAUAUUGCUGCCUAAACAAAAGUGAUUCCUUUAUUUCCUUAUUUUUGUUUGUGUCUAAGUCAAAGCUAAUGGAUCGGAUUGACGUACAAUGGACCAUAGCCAUCACUAAAGCCUUGCAUCGUGUGUGUGUGUGUGUGUGUGUGUGUGUGUGUGUGUGUGUGUGUGUGUGUGUGUGUGUGUGUGUGUGUGUGUGUGUGUGUGUGUGUGUGUGUGUGUGUGUUUAGGUGGUGGGGGGUUAGCAUGGCCUGUGUCUCCGUUAGAGGUUCCAAAGCUCCUGUCACUUACGGAGUUCAUUAUUUCUCCCCCUCGCUCCCCUCCUCCUGUGCCGCGGUCCUGCGGCGAAUGGCGGCCAAUUACAGCGGCAGAUUUCACAUAGGUGUGGAGAAAUCAAAAGCGGCGAGAGGAGGGCGCCCGCUGAAGGUUGUUGCCAGGAAGCGCGGCGCGCCAGCAGCGCCGGGCGCUUCGGACACCUUAAGUCAAGACAAACGCUCCAGACGGGAGUUGUGGAGCUGCCGGUCGCCAUGGCGAUGGGAGCCCUUAAUGCAGCGGUGGGCAUCUUUGCUUCUCUUUCCUCUGAGCCAGAGCUGCUGUAAAAGCAGCCGCCUCCGUCCCACCUGCUGGAAGGGCACGCGCGCGGCGGGCGACCUGUGGUUCAUUAGUGGCACCGGCCGCGUACCGUUUCACCUCGAGCAGCGGCAGCGGUGCCUCUGCGUGCUGGGAUCAUAGGCGACGGCCGCAUUAUUCUUGCAUAACUUCCCCGACUGCUCGCGUGUCUGCGUGGACGAGUGACUGUGUAAAUACUAUGUACAGUUUGCCUUUGUAAAUAAUUGGCUGAGUGAGCGAGAGGAUGAGUUUGUGAGUGACUGGUUUCAUGACCAAUUAUCUUGCCAUUAUUUGAUGGUGGAGGGCAGCAGCACGUCCUUCAUAGAGCAUGACACAGCAGUGGGACUAUCACAGUGAUGCAAGCCAGGACACCCCCCCCCCCUGUCUCCUGCCAAUAAUUUAGCUAAAAUCCUAAUUUCUCAUUUUAACUACCCGCCCCUGUGCGCAGUUGGGCUGCGAUCGCUGCUUCCUGUUUUCAUCUGGUGUUUUUGAGUGACAGCUUUUGAUCCAGCGCUGCUCCUCGCUUCACAAUACUAUAUGUUUCUCUGAACGGCUUAUUAAAGACUUUAUUUCUCUGGAGGGCAAUGGGGCGAUAGUGUAGCUCGCCGGUUGGACCGAUAACCUGUUUGUGGUCCGGCUGCUUCGCUGCUCGGCGAUGCUGCGAAAUCAAACUGCAUUAUUUAAUAAAUCCAGCACCAAGUUGUAUUCUCAAAGGGAUUUCUGUGACUCCACAGGUAUAAGCUGUCUGCCUGGAAAGAUAACGUGAUUCAAUUGAAACUUUCUAUAAAAUGUGACAGCCUGGCACAGCGCAAGUGAUCCAAAUGUUCCAGCACAGAAAACGCCUGUGGAAAAAUCCAGAGUUUAUCAGCUCAACUGCGCUUUGAAGGCACUACUUCAUAAUUAAAACAAAAACUAAUAAAUGGAUAUAAAAAUAGUGUUUUUGGCCUUGAAAUAAUACAGUUUAACAAACGUUUACCUUUUGGCUGCUCUACCUGCAGAUAGAUGAGGAAAAGGCUGUCUUUGAAUUUGCUGUGUUUUUGAUCCCUUUGAGAUUAGUCCACGUUAUUUGAUUUGAUUACGCUACUGAAGCCCAAGAAUCCGAGCAAUAAGAGGAGAAAACAAUGAAGAGGUGGGAACGUUGAGUGUGGGAGGCAGGUGAACUCUGCAACAUCCCUGUUAUUAAGGCAUGUUGCAUCUUGUUAUGAGAGUUUUCAGUCGGAUGGAGGAGAAACUGUUUAAGCGCCACUUUCUCUCUUGAAGCAUUUCAGCUAAUUACCCUGGAUCCUCCUUUCGGCGUGUUUGACCAGCUUCUUUGUAAUCGGGGAUGAUUUAUGAAGGGAAGCCGAGCAGAACAGGGCGAUGAAAGGUAUCGGGACGCAGCCGGUGUCAAUAUGCUGCUUUUUGUGUAGCCUUCAAAGUGCAGCGAAAGGCACCAGGGAAACGAAAAUGAAAAGAAAGUUCUCCCUUUUCUGUUUCCAUCAACUCCUCUUUCAUUGUGUUCUUGCAGCUCAAGGCAACUUUUUUUCUGUUGUUUCCGCUCGGACUUGUGUCGGUCGGGUUUAGGACUCCAAACUAAAACUUGGCUCUGCUUCAGGAGGUGAAAAACGUUCUGGUUUUGAGAGACUGAAAAUAAUCCCCGUUCCUGAAGCGUGUGUGAAAGUAAAGGUCCUUUCAAUCAAAUGAUUCCAAAAACUAAUUCUCUGAAGCUAUAAGCUGAAAUAUUUAAUGUCUUGUCACCAUGUAGAUCUGAUGUCUUAACAGCGUUUCCUUUGUGACAGUGAAGCAACCCAGGUGUCGUUGGCGUCGCUUUUCAUUUUUACUUUCUUUUAAAGAAAUGUUCACGAGUUCUGAGUGUGUGCGGUCUUGUUUUUGGGGAUUGGUGUUCAGUCCUUCUCUGGCUCCUUCUGUGUGCAUCAUUCUGGGUUUGUUUCUUAUGACUGCAAAAACCAAUCAUCAAGCCACCAAUUAAAAUAUUUCAUUUUUACAGA
This is a messenger RNA of Betta splendens (Siamese fighting fish), 4924 nucleotides long. RefSeq names its product heparan sulfate 6-O-sulfotransferase 1a (gene hs6st1a). Gene Ontology annotation, molecular function: heparan sulfate 6-sulfotransferase activity. The transcript is spliced from 4 exons. Lineage: Eukaryota; Metazoa; Chordata; Actinopteri; Anabantiformes; Osphronemidae. The record is from RefSeq and is a predicted model, not a curated record. Bases 333 to 1616 code for a protein of 427 amino acids. Gene Ontology annotation, cellular component: membrane.